Messenger RNA from Blastomyces dermatitidis ER-3, 3705 nucleotides. RefSeq lists its product as uncharacterized. The record is from RefSeq and is a predicted model, not a curated record. NCBI's taxonomy places the organism in Eukaryota, Fungi, Ascomycota, Eurotiomycetes, Onygenales, Ajellomycetaceae. The transcript has a single exon. Bases 1 to 3705 code for a protein of 1234 amino acids.
AUGCCCAUGUAUAUGGGCAAAUCAGCCAUGCCGCAGUCUGAUCCGCAAUCCUCCGACUCUCGAAUGAAGGACUCCAAUCUGGACUGUGGUGAUUUGGAAGGCACCACACUGGACAGCGGGUCAAGGGAUGGGGAGCGGCAUCGUGGAUCGAGGAGGCAUAGGAGCAAUCGGACUUCCAGUACAUUUUUCUUGGAAUCCCCUUUGACUCUAGCAAGGAGAUCAGAACCUGGCUAUAGCGGGAACAGCUUUCUGCCGCAAACUAGUCCAUCAAGCCACAGGAAAGGUAAAAGGACCAGUGAUGAAUUCGCCCUGGCGGUUCCUAAACGCCAUGCGACCAUUGAUCACAAGCACAAUAGACAAUCCGUGGGUAGUUCACCGCUGGCGACUUCGAUGACGAAUGUUUCUCCCCGUGAAGAAUCUUCCCGUGAUGGCGCCGCACAAGCCAUGUCCCCCGGUACCUCCCCAGCCUCUCCAUCCGUGCGUCCUCCGCAAUCGAUCGGGUUUGAUACAGAUCCGGCCCAGAUAGUGAACCUAGCGUUAAGCCUUAGUGAUUCGAGGAGGAGAAGUGCCUCUGGGAGAGUGGUUUCGAGCAAGGCACAGAGAUCUGCGAGAGUGCUGUCGAGAGGUGACUUAACGGGGGACAGUUAUAGGUUCCCCCAGCAAGAUAUGGUGGAUAGCCAACAUUAUGCUCCACAGGAUCAACGAAUGUCCAGCAAAAUAUCAGCCGCUCCUGGCGUUGGUCGACGCCCUUCAGGGGUUACACGCCAGCCACACUCUCAAUCCAUGGAAAGAUUUCCGGGCUCCGUCAUGACGGAUAUAGACUCGACACAAUACGAGUACAUGCCAUAUGAAAUAUCCAAUGCUACCCUCGCCAGGGCUGAGAAGACUCGAAGGCAUUUUGAACUUUUUGCCGAAUAUCUUCGUUUACUUCCGCAUCUUCCUCCUCUCCCCAGUCAAAACGAACCCUCUGGUUCCGCUGGGAAUUCAUCUGCAUCGUUUAGAAAAUCAGUCUCCCGUAACCGGGUAUAUAACCCUCUCCAAUACAUCCGUAAUCGCAAAGUAAGAUUCCGCGAGAAAUGCCCCAUUGACUCAGAGGCCGACGGAUGGGAAAACGUGGAGGCCGUACGAGGUUGGGUGGAUUUAAUUACAAGCUCGGAUGAGGCCCCGAACCACGUGCCUGAAGACUGCAUUUUGCUUCCUAAGCUAGACCCCGAUGAGAGGCCAGAUACCCGGGCGCAAGCUGCUACACCAACGCCCAGUGCUACCCGAGUUCUUAGUGGUGGGGAUAGCGGCAAGCCCCGCCGGCCACGGGUGGACUGGAUAACUUCUCCAGCGGACUUUUUGGCAGAUGCCGCAUGGCUUGAAGAGGGGUCUAAUAAGCUUAAAAUUGAAGACCGAGACGGCAAGCGACUAUUCAACCAAGACACGCCAUUGAAGCGCGUUUCUUUACAGGACUUGGAACCACCGAUUGAGCAGCCUGCACCGACAACGGGGAAAUUAGAGGAUCAACAAAUGCCACCAGCUGAGAAACUUUCGCCCCAUGAAAGUCUCCCUAGCUUCAAAUCUGCUUCCUCUCGCGCUCAUACAGGCGCGGAUCGCGGCCGUCGCGGACACAGGAUCACGAGUUCCGUCCUUCGUUCCCCUGCCGAGCCUUCCUCGAGAGAGGCGAGCAAGUCAAGAUGGCGAAAGGCAUUGUCACGUUCAUCAGAUUCGUCUAGCGAAUCUAGCGGUGACGAACACGAAAGACAUAGGGGAAGAAGACGAUUUCCACGCCUUUCCAGAAAGCCAGUUGAAAAUGAGAACUUAAACAUUCCACCACAGAAGAUCCCACAUUCGUCGGAUAAGACCCCUCAAAAACCUACACAUUCUUCUACUCUGGCUCACGGCGCCACUUACGUUCAACUUGGGGACCAUGCCACAGCCCCGGGCAGUAAAGCACAACCCCCCGUCCUACCAUUUUUGGACACCAAUGCGGGACAUGGACGGCACAUUUCGCCACCUCGCAAAGGUAUCAGAUCACCAUCACCAAGGAGCGAACGAAGACAAGAGGACAUCCCACAAUCAUCCGUUGCGACUAUUGAUGGUAGCCUUGGUUCUUUUAACGGGCCCCAAAUUCCGGACAUUACCCUCAACAUGUCGCCUCCUGUAAGUCGCCCUGUGUCGCCAAUAAAGUCUCCGGUAUUACGCCUGGUUGACCCAGGAAAACCGCUAGCGUACGAUAGAUCAAAUAGUAGUGGAUUAGGUGUUGUUGUUCCUAUAGAUCAUAGUGCUCCUGAAUUAACUCCUCACAAACAAUUGACGGUUUCUGACGCCCCCGUCUCUAACUCCGACUCUAAGCUGGCCUUAUAUAGCGAGGACAAAUCCAGACCAAGUGAUAUUUAUCAUCCUGAAAGCCCGUCGAAAGGCCAUAGGCACCAAGGCCAUCAAGAAUCAAAACUACGCGGAAUAUUCAAACCGGCACGACUGGCUGAGCUUGUGGGGAAUGAAGUUUCCAAGGUUGGUGAUUACAUUUGGAAAAAGGAUGGAUCUGGCCACUCAAGACAGUCAUCUACGGCAUCGAGCGAGGUACUUUCAGACUAUGUAGAUGCGGAUGACGACUUCGCUGAGGUAAGGCGCAAACAGAAGCCAUACUUGCCUCGUUUUCCGAUCCUAUCCGACGGUCCCAGCGGUUUGUCAAGGAAAAAUUCCAAAAAGGAUCUACCCAAGUACCACACAUCGAAUCUGCCUGUCUUCGUCUCUCCACCUAGACACGAUGACCAAAACGAAUCGCAGCCACCAUCCGAAUUCGACUCUCCCGCACAAUCUAAAAUCAGAUCACAGCCGCUCGAGAGCGAAUUAACCAAUACCUCUCAGAGUGACAGUCUGCUGAAACCAUUUAUUCCCGGCUCUGAUGCGGACGGUGAUACCUCGAGAAAGGGGAGCUUUGUUGGCUCUGUAGCAUCGAAUGACAAUGACGACCUCUACCGCCAAGUCAGUCGAGAUCGGCUUCCCGUCACAGGUCUUACAAAUCUGACCGUCACACCCACUGGCCAACGCCGUCCCACAAUUUCAGAGUCCACAAGAAAUUGGAGCAUGUCCUCCCUUAGUAUCAAUGGCCUUAACCGCAUUGACAGACGUGAAAUUUCGCGAGUGAGAGCUCAUUUGCUCUCGUCGGGAAUUAAGGCGUUGGAAAUAUGCCGUCAAACCGACACGAUACGGGAUUCUCCUCCUGUCCUCGUGGUUAGAACCGAUCCCAAGGCGGACGGCAAUGUGCCGCGCGUCCCGCGGUCUGAAGAAGUGACCACCACAGCCAGGCACCUGAUGUGCAAGUUCGACCGUGAAGUCUGCCAAGUUCAGUAUGCCAUGUCGAAAUUUUCAUCAUCGACUUCACCGGCUCUAAAGUCGCGAUUAGAUGACUUGGACUCUCUGGUCACAUCGACACUUAGCCCGCGCAUUCGCGCACUCACUGUCGAAGCUGACAAACUGACCAGCGAGCUCGCGACGACAAAUACUUUGGCAUUGAAGCAGCUCAACAACUCCCUUGACAAGGGCUUGAGGAAACGAAGACGCCGGUUUCGAUGGGUAAGCCGUGUCGGGUUUGUCAUGUUAGAAUGGGUGCUUGUCGGGGCUAUGUGGUGGUUGUGGCUAGUCGUGAUGGUCUUCAAAAUCUUUAGGGGUUUGUGGAGGGGAACUGUGUCUGGUAUUAGAUGGGUUUUAUGGAUUUAG